Messenger RNA from Baudoinia panamericana UAMH 10762, 444 nucleotides. RefSeq lists its product as uncharacterized. NCBI's taxonomy places the organism in Eukaryota, Fungi, Ascomycota, Dothideomycetes, Mycosphaerellales, Teratosphaeriaceae. The coding region runs from base 1 to 444 and encodes 147 amino acids. The record is from RefSeq and is a predicted model, not a curated record. The transcript has a single exon.
AUGAUACCUAAGCCGCUUCUGGAAGGCGUCCAAGUUCUCAACAGCAAAGACCUCUCGGAAGAGGCGCUGGUCGAUCGGCUAAAACAGCUUACUCCGAACGGGCUGGGCAUGGACUUUGCUCUCGACUGCGUGGGCAACGAGGACGUGGUACAUGCGGCGUAUCUCAGCCUCGAUAAGCUCGGCAUGCUAUUAACGGUUGGCGGCAGCAAUACCGCGAAGCCUUCGUUUGCGAUUGAGCGAAAUCUUGUCAAUGGCCUUACGAUUCGUGGGACGCAUCAAGGCGACUCCGAAUCAAGGGUGAUGAUACCAAAGUUGAUACAGAUGUGGAAGGAUGGCCAGUUUGCGUUUGAUCUGAUGCAAGCUGAGUACCGCUUUGAGGAUCUUGCGAAGGCGAUUGAGGAUAUGCAUGCUGGAAAGGUCAUUAAGCCGUUACUGGUUACUUGA